AUGAAACUUAGCACCAUUUAAUAAUCAGAAGCUUCAAUGAUUUGUAUAAAUCAAGAGGUCUUGUAAAAAUCUACUGAAUAAGUUGGUUUACUUUGGGAUUACUAUUGGAACAGAUUUGUCACUAUUAAAUUUUAUAUUACAUUUACUAAUAAAAAGGAAAUCAAAAUAACAACAACUGAUGGAUUUAUUUUAAGGGUGUAAUAAAUCAUUAGUAUAUUUAAAUUAGAGAUUCAUAAGAAAAUAUAUCCAAUUUAAUACAUAAUUUAGAAUAGAUCAAACAUCUAUAAUGGUUAGAAUAAUCAAAACCUAGUUUAAAUAAAGUUGGCAAGUGGACUCUUAUAUGGAAAGGUCUAAUUGUUAAAAAUGUGGGUGGGGAUUACAUUAAUGGUAUUAAAUAAGGUUAAUGGAAAGAACCAAUACAGAAUUAUUGGACGUAAUUAAAAUAUAUUUCUUUUCUUUUUAGAUUAGCUUAAGUAUAUGAAAUGGGAGAAUACGAGAAUGGCUAGAAAAGAGGAAAAUGGCAAUAUAUUUAUGAAGAUUAAGAAAUGUAAUAAGAAAAUUACAAUAUAUAUUUUAAGAGGUGGAGGUUAAUAUGAUAAUCAGUAUUAAAAGAAUGGAAGAUGGAUUGAAUUGAGCCAAAAUUUUAUGAGGUAUUUAAAAUAAUAAAUGAUCUCUUAGAUAUUGUUAAGUUAUCUAUGAUGGUGAAUAUAAAAAUGAUAAAAAGAUUAAUAAAUGGGAUUUCAAACAUAGAUUUUCAAAUAUUUACCCAUUUGAAUAAAUGUAUCAAUAUGUAAUAUUUUUAAUAGUGGUGGUGGAUCAUAUAAUUAAGAAGGUUCUAAGAUUGGCUAAUGGAUCGAAUUAAUAAAUAAUUUCUAUGGGUAUUUAAUUAUUAUAUAACAAUAAAAUACUUAGUUAAAGAUAAGUUACAUUUAAUGGUGAAUAUGAUAAUUGUCAAAAAGUGGGUAAAUGGGAUACAUAUUUUAGAAGUGACGGUCUUUUCUCAUGUUAAUUUAAUUUAAUGUAAGAAUUUUAAUAAGAUUUUAUUUAUUUAUAUAAUUUAGUGGGGGUGGAUCAUAUGAUAAUCAAGGUUUGAAGAAUGGAAAAUGGGUUGAUUUAAGCAAUAAUUUCUAUAAGUAUUUGAGUCAUAUCCAUUCAAUUAUAAUUAGAUAUAGUUAAGUCACUUAUGAGGGAAAUUAUAAAAAUGGAAUAAAGAUUGAUAAAUGGAUUAUCAAUUAUAAAAGUGAUAAUUUAGAAUAGAUGUAGAAAUAAUUCUAUAUAUUAUUAGUGGAGGUGGAUUUUAUGAUUUACAAGGUAAUAAAUAUGGUAUUUGGAUUGAAUUAAGUGAAGAUUUUAGAUUGUAUAAAUAUAAAUAUAUAUAAAUAAGAGAUAGUUAAAUCAUUUAUAAGGGUGAAUAUGAUAAAGGGAAUAAAGUUGGGAAGUGGAACAUUAUGUUUAGAUAGAUUGAUGUAUUUGAAUAAAUGUAAUUUAAUAAUUCUAUUUAAAUUAAGUGGUGGUGGUAAUUAUAAUGAGUAUAAUACUAAAAUUGGAAAAUGGACAGAAUUAAGCGAAAGUUUUUAUAGGUAUUCUAUCAAAAUUUAUAAUCAAAGUGGAAGUAAAAUUAUCUAUUAAGGGGAAUAUUAUAUUGGUAAUAAAAUUGGUUUAUGGAAUAUUCUAUGGAAAGAUGAAAUGAAAAUUUUCAAUAUGUAUUAAUUUAUUAAUAAAUUUCAAUUAAAUUUAUUAGAGGAGGAGGAUUAUAUGAUAAUGGUUAAAAGUAUGGAAGUUGGAAUGAGUCGACUAAUUACUUUAAGUAGUAAUAUUUAUAUUUAAAUUAAUAAAUAAUAAAGAGAUUGCUUAGUUACAUAUCAUGGUUAAUAUAAGAACAGAUAAAAGAUAGGAAAAUGGUAUAUUAAAUUUAAUAUCAACAAUCAAUCGGAGAAUAUGUAAAAAAUAUAAAUUAAUUUUAGUGGUGGUGGAUCUUAUGAUUAAGAAGGAAUUUAAAAUGGAUAUUGGGAGGAAUUAAGAGAAGAUUUUAGAAAGUAUCUAAAUUAAUUAUCAAUCUUAUACAUCAUAGUUCAAACCAAGUUAAAUAUAUUGGAAAAUAUUAAAAUGGUAAGAAAGUUGGAAUAUGGGAAGAGAUUAAACGCAAUCAAUCAUAUAUGAAUUAAGGAUUUUAGAAUGUGUAAUAAUCUUUAUAAUUUAUAGAGGAUAACUUAUCUAUCCAAAUGAAUAGGUAGAAAAUAAGGAAUGA
Messenger RNA from Paramecium sonneborni, 2248 nucleotides. The record is from the annotation of a GenBank genome assembly. Lineage: Eukaryota; Ciliophora; Oligohymenophorea; Peniculida; Parameciidae.